Messenger RNA from Gamsiella multidivaricata, 1005 nucleotides. RefSeq lists its product as uncharacterized. The coding region runs from base 1 to 1005 and encodes 334 amino acids. The transcript has 4 exons. Lineage: Eukaryota; Fungi; Mortierellomycota; Mortierellomycetes; Mortierellales; Mortierellaceae. Gene Ontology annotation, molecular function: serine-type endopeptidase activity. The record is from RefSeq and is a predicted model, not a curated record. Gene Ontology annotation, cellular component: membrane.
AUGCUUCGCACGCUCACCAAAGCAACGUCUGGUUGUAGUGCCAGGCACGGGUCGCUCCUCUGCUUCCCGAACACACAUCUUCCGCAUGGCACAAAGUCAAGGGCGCGAUGGAUCAACGCACUCUCGCCUUCGAGAUCACUGUCUGCACCGUCCUCCAACGUCCUUCUCGUCCGAAGCAGCGCCUUCUUUUACAACCAGAGUAACAGGGCAAUGUUCAAUUCCUUGGAGAAAGUCACCCUCCCAUAUCUUCGGCACCCAUUCCAGUCCCAGCAAUGGAGGGGUAUGGCUAGCAAUGGAAGCAAAUCGUUACAACGGUUCGCCAGCUCCUUCUCUGUCGACUCGUCCAACAAAGUCGUUUAUACCAUUGUUGCAAUCAAUGUCGCCGUUUUUGCAAUAUGGCAAUAUGCAGAGGCGAAGGCACAGCGGUUCCGGGAUGGGAGGUUAUAUUACUUCAUGUUCAGAAAUUUUACAGACUCGGUCCAGAAUCUGAAGGAAGGAAGGGUGUGGACGCUGGUGACAAGUGCUUUCAGUCAUAAGGAAUGGUACCACAUCAUUCUGAAUACCAUGGUGCUCUUGUCGUUCGGAGAUCCUGUUUGGAGGAUGUUGGGUACGAGACGGUUCCUGGCUGUGUACCUGGGUUCUGCGGUGGCAUCAUCCCUUGCCAGCAUCGGAUAUUACUCACACAUAGGGCCUUACUUGCGGAAAAUGCAAAACAAGCCGCAAAGCAGCGCAAUGCACUUUUCAUUGGGUGCUUCAGGAGCGAUCAUGGGUAUUACUACAGCGUUUGCGUGCGUACACCCCAUGUCACAGUACUCGCUAUUCUUUGUCAUCAACAUGCCUGCAGCUGCACUGAUUGGUCUCUUUGGUGCAUACGAAUUGUACAAUGUGCUGGCCGUCAAUACGGGGCGAUUUGAUUCCGCAGGUCACUUGGGCGGAGGGCUCUUUGGUGCCGGGUAUUACUUUUUCAAACUUCGUCCUUUGAUCCGCAUGAUGGGUCGUCGAUAG